Dioscorea cayenensis subsp. rotundata (Guinea yam) is the source of this 688-nucleotide messenger RNA. Its product is annotated as 40S ribosomal protein S17-3-like. Gene Ontology annotation, molecular function: structural constituent of ribosome. Gene Ontology annotation, biological process: translation. The record is from RefSeq and is a predicted model, not a curated record. The transcript has a single exon. Gene Ontology annotation, cellular component: ribosome. Lineage: Eukaryota; Viridiplantae; Streptophyta; Magnoliopsida; Dioscoreales; Dioscoreaceae. Bases 90 to 512 code for a protein of 140 amino acids.
UCCCUCGUAAACCCUAGUUAGAGCGCCGCGGAUUGAGAGCAGACGCCGGAGCAAACCCUAGCCGGAGGCAGCGCAUCGUCGGCGGUGAGAUGGGGCGUGUGAGGACGAAGACCGUGAAGAAGUCGUCUAGGCAGGUGAUUGAACGCUACUAUUCGCGCAUGACUCUAGAUUUCCACACCAACAAGAAGGUCCUUGAGGAGGUGGCGAUCAUCCCCUCCAAGCGCCUCCGCAACAAGAUCGCCGGCUUCACCACCCACCUGAUGCGCCGUAUCCAGCGUGGCCCAGUCCGUGGCAUCUCCCUCAAGCUCCAGGAGGAGGAGCGCGAGCGCCGCAUGGACUUCGUUCCCGAUGAAUCGGCCAUCAAGGUUGACCAGAUCUUAGUUGACAAGGAGACCAUCGAGAUGCUUCAAUCCCUUGGUAUGGGUGACCUUCCCGGCGUUGAGAAACAGACCGAGGCUCCGUCCAUCCCUGUCUUCUCCGGCCGCCCUGGCUUCGCUGGCCGUAGGCCCUGAGGCAUAUCUCUACUACAUUUCUUAAAUUUCUUAUCUUUCUAAAGCUUUUAUUAAGUGUUCUGUGAUUUUUAGAUUUCUAAGUACUUUAAUUUUCUCCAAGUUGGUUUUGAUCUGUUGAAUGAGGAAUGGUGACUUUUUUUGGCUUGUUAUUGAAGUAUAUCUGCCUUUUUUAUUUA